CGCUCCUGCGAAUGUUCAGCGGGCCAUGAACAUGGCUUUUCAGAAUUUCGUAUGGAAGACUCGCCUGGCGCAGAGCAUCAUCAACUACUGCGUGAUUGUGUACAUGGAUGACAUCUUGGUGUAUUCGAGCUCCUACGAAGGACACGUGCAACACAUCGAAUGGGCACUACAUGCAUUACGAGAUGCAGGUUUCAAGGUGGCGCUCGAGAAGUGUCAGUUUUUCCUCACCACCAUUUCCUUCCUGGGGCACGUGGUGACAGACAAAGGACUCCAACCGAAGCCGCAGAAGGUGGCAGCUGUCAGGGACGCGCCAGUGCCUACCACUAUCACGCAAGUUCGCGCCUUUCUGAGCAUAGCCUCGUAUUACCGAAGAUUUAUCAAGGGCUUCGCGGCGAUUGCGGGACCCCUCACAAAUCUCCUACGCAAGGAUCAGCCGUUGAUCUGGACGCCGGAGUGCGAUCAAGCGUUUUCCAAACUCAAGGCUGCUUUCAUUUCGGGUCCGGUCCUUAUAAGACCGGAUCCCGAAAAACCUUUUGGUAUCAUCACCGACUGGCAGCCAGAGGCGAUUUCGGCGAUCCUUGCCCAGGUGGGACCAAGCGGACUCGAGAGUGUGGUGGAGUAUGCGUCCAAAUCAUUACCCGCCUGCAAGCGCAACUACGCCGCUUCGACGGGAGAAUGCUAUGCGGCUCUCUGGGGAAUCAGUCACUUUCGUGCUUACCUAUACGGGCGAAAGUUCACCCUGGUGACUGAUCAUGAGCCCUUGUUGGCUUUGAAGAAGUCGAAGGAUAACUCGGGCAUGAUUGGGCGAUGGGCAACGAUGCUGCAGAGCAUGGACUUUGACAUCCGUCAUCGGAAGCACGAGAGACACGAGAAUGCGGACGGACUGACACGACUGCACCGGCCUGAGAAACUUCUGAGGAAUGAGGAGGUGAUUCUGUGGAACGAACCCGAACAGGAGAUUGGACCUCGGUACGGCGAAGUGACGUGGACGGAUACUAGCGAGCAUUCCACGUGGAUCGAGAAUCCGAAGUUGUUGAUCAUACAGGGUUGGAGGACUAACGUGGAAGGUGACCUUAUUGGAUUCCUCUUUGGAUCGGUACGACCGGGUCGCCGUCAGUUGAUUGCACAGGAGCUCAUCGCACCGAUCGUGCAAUUGGUGGACGAUCUCUCGCCCGACAUCUACUUUCAGAGUGACAACAGUCAUGCUCCAUACAUUUUCGACCGAUCCUUGGAUCCGUACCUUCAGUGGACUUCGUGCUUGGAGGAACCUAGGGACGAGGAUACACUACCAUCGCGGCAGGAGUAUCUGAAGCCGUACGAGAUCAUCCCUUACGCCUUCCACCCGAGGGCAGAAGAAGUGGUGAUCGACGACGACGACGAAGAAAAAGAGGAGGACGACGAGGAAACAUCGGAGGAGGGAAGCUAUAGUGAACAUAGUGAGGGCGAGCUGAGUAAGGAAGAAGAGGAAGAAGAAGGAACCGGGUCCGAGUGGGAAGUCCCGUCGGAGGAAGCGCACGGGAACGGAAGCGGAAGAUCCGGAAGCGGCGUGGAAGCGCAAAGAAAUUGCCGCCGGGAAGCGACAACUGGCCUUCGCUAGCGAGGCUAGCCUGCGCAUCGGUAACGAUCCAACCAGGGAUCCGGAGCCGCCGAGGCCCGAAGA
This is a messenger RNA of Chara braunii, 1660 nucleotides long. The record is from the annotation of a GenBank genome assembly. NCBI's taxonomy places the organism in Eukaryota, Viridiplantae, Streptophyta, Charophyceae, Charales, Characeae.